Messenger RNA from Candidozyma duobushaemuli, 1011 nucleotides. RefSeq lists its product as uncharacterized. NCBI's taxonomy places the organism in Eukaryota, Fungi, Ascomycota, Pichiomycetes, Serinales, Metschnikowiaceae. Bases 1 to 1011 code for a protein of 336 amino acids. The record is from RefSeq and is a predicted model, not a curated record. The transcript has a single exon.
AUGGUACCGUCGUACGAAAGCAUAUUCAAGGACGUGGUCGAAAAGACACGUCUAGGACAGGAUAAAGAGCUCGUGUAUCUCAUAGGGCAGAACCAAAAUACAACGUCACCUUUGCAGCAGGAGGUAGAUCAACUAAUAAAGGAUCUCAACCUAGUGGAGUUUAAAGUAGCUCAGCAGGUUGGCCACAGCAUUCAUGAUCUAGCUCCCGAGGAGCUUUCGAAAAAUUACAAACCUCUACCUUCAAACGACGAAGGAACGCAGCGCAGAUUGUCUACUGAAAUAAGGAACCUUACUCAGGGUGAAAGUGCAAAUAGAGGCGCUGCCAGCACGCCUGCUGCGGCAACAAUCAGUAACUUCAGCGUUAAUUCCAGAGUUACGAAUCUCGAAAACCAUGACUACACCCCUGUUCCUCACAAACAACCCACGAAGGGAAGCAUCAAGAAGACAUUGAAGAAGUAUAAGGCGAAGCUUCAACACCCAGAAGUGGAAAAUCAAUCGAGAACCGUGAGCUCUCAGACGGUCAAGGCCAGCCGCAGAGCAUCAUUGGUGGGCGAGGUAUUGCCUGAAUACAUUCGCAAGCAGCUCACUAUCAAUGAUCUGGAACAGAAUGACAGAAGAAGUUUGUCAACAAAUGAGUCGCUACGAAAAAGUCCCAGCAGAAGAGAAAGAUCAGAGAGUUUAACCACGCCAGAAGAACACAGCCAGAUCCAAUCUCUGUCGCUCCGACGGCUCGAGAACAGCCAAAACGACAGAUUUAGGAACGUGUUGGUGAACUCACUGUCCCUAUAUGUGCGCAAGGACGACAACAGUGCCAAUGUCUCACAGGAGGGCAUUGAAUCCGCGGUGUCGGAUACGGACAAGGAGUACAUUCUGCCCAGUCUGUUUACGAGAUCCGUGGAUGGCAUGAAUGAUCACGAUGGGCUUUUGUACCACCAUACAGAUGACGAGGAGGACGAGGAGGAAGGAAACGACGAGGAUGAGGAUGAUGGAGAUUAUCUAUUUAAGCAGUAG